Molecule: messenger RNA, 1656 nt
Organism: Rhodofomes roseus
Lineage: Eukaryota; Fungi; Basidiomycota; Agaricomycetes; Polyporales; Fomitopsidaceae
Product: major facilitator superfamily domain-containing protein
Exons: 14
Coding region: 1-1656 (551 amino acids)
Biological process (GO): transmembrane transport
Cellular component (GO): fungal-type vacuole membrane
Molecular function (GO): transmembrane transporter activity
Source: RefSeq, a predicted model, not a curated record
AUGGCCUCUCUUCCACCCUCCCCUCCUCCCGACCCGCCCCCAGCACUCCCACCGCCACCCGCCGCCCCGCUCCAGCCCCCGCACCCGGGUCCCGCGCGCACCUACAUGCCGCCGUCCCCCUCGCCCGCCCUCACCGUCGACCUCAACCUCAAGUCCCGCCUCUGUCCCUCCUCGUCGACCAUGUCCCUCUCCUCCACCGCCGCCUCGGCGUCCUUCGCCGCCACCAAGGCCCCCGCCGUCCUCACCGCCGACCUCGACGGCGACGUGCGCGAGGUGGCUGCGCCUGCGGACGCCGAGGACGCGCGGGACGGGAACGGCGACGUCGAGAGCAAGCGCGGGGAGGGCGCGGGCCCGCCACUGCCGCCCGACGGAGGCGCGAGCGCGUGGAUGACCGUCGCUGGCGCCUGGCUCGUGCAGUUCGCGACGUUCGGGUACAUCAGCUCCUUCGGCGUAUACCAAGACUACUACACCACAUACUACCUCCCCGCGGAGACGAGCUCGAACAUCAGCUGGAUCGGCAGCCUCCAGCUCUGCCUCAUGUAUGCGCCGGGCGUGUUCGUGGGCCGCGCGUUCGACGCCGGCUACUUCCACCAUCUCGAAAUCCUCGGCGCGCUGCUCUACGUCUUCAGCAUCUUCAUGCUCAGCCUCGCACGGCCGGGAGAAUACUACCAGGUGUUCCUCGCGCAGGCAGUCGGGAUGGGCCUCGGGCUCGGGCUCACCUUCCUGCCGUCGCUCUCCGUCGUCGGCCACCACUUUCGCGCCCGCCGCGCCCUCGCCGUCGGCAUCGCGGUCAGCGGCUCGAGUGCCGGCGGGAUCGUCUUCCCCAUCAUGCUCAACCGGCUGUUCCAAGACCCUGCCGUCGGCUUCGCGAACGCGGUGCGCGCGAGCGGCGCGGUCGUCGGCGGGUGCCUCGUCGUGGCCAACUGCCUCAUGCGCACGCGGCUCCCGCCGAAGCGCGCGGGUCGUGUCGAGGAGAAGGACGGUUCGAGGGGCGCGGCGAGGCUGGAGGCGUGGCGCGGCAUCGUCUGGGACGGCGCGUAUUUGUGGAGUAUAUGCGGAGCGUUUCUGACGAGCUUGGGGGUGUACGUUCCGCUCUUCUAUCUACAGCUGUUCGCGGUGGACCACGGCGUCAGCUCGCGUAUUACAACCUAUUCCCUUGUGAUCCUCAACGCCGGAAGUACACUCGGGCGGCUCGUCCCCACCUUCCUCGCGGACAAGCUCGGCGUGUACAACAUGCUCGUGCCCGCGAUGGCCGCAUGCGCCGGGCUCAUCUUCGCCAUCUUCGGCGCGACGAACGGGCCGGGCGUCGUCCUCGUCGGGCUGAUCUUUGGUUUCGUAUCGGGCGCGUACAUCUCGUUGAUCCCUAGCUUGCUCGUUCAGCUAUGCAGAAAUAUGGGAGAACUGGGCGUGAAGAUGGGGCUCGCGUAUACCGCGGUGGCUGCGGCGAAUCUCAUCGGGAACCCCAUCGCGGGCGCGUUGCUGGGCACGAGUACGGGCGGGCCGUUGACGUGGUGGCGCGCGAUCGUAUUUACCGGCGUAAGCAGCUCUCCUUUCAUCUUGCGUCGCGGCGGUUGGGGCUGCGUGUAUGGCGCUGUCGAGAUCGUUGUUCAUCAAAGGGCGAGGGAGGGAUGGGCGGAAGGUUUGAGGGGGCUGUAG